Oncorhynchus nerka (sockeye salmon) is the source of this 5023-nucleotide messenger RNA. RefSeq names its product E3 SUMO-protein ligase CBX4. Gene Ontology annotation, biological process: negative regulation of transcription by RNA polymerase II; protein sumoylation. The record is from RefSeq and is a predicted model, not a curated record. Gene Ontology annotation, cellular component: PRC1 complex. Lineage: Eukaryota; Metazoa; Chordata; Actinopteri; Salmoniformes; Salmonidae. The transcript is spliced from 5 exons. The coding region runs from base 232 to 1896 and encodes 554 amino acids. Gene Ontology annotation, molecular function: SUMO binding; SUMO ligase activity.
AUGGCUCUUUGCGUUAACAGUUUUUCUGCGACCCCUUCUCGUGUGCAAAGCAAAACGUAUCGCACUGCUACUGCCAACGAAUUCCAAAUAGAGUGAGAGGGAAAGAGAGGGAAGAUCGGAGAGAAGGGAAAUCUCCCGUAUCAAUUUGAACGACGGAAAAACAGCACACACGCGGGAAGGGUGACAUUUUCUACAGGGAUUGGAAGAGAAACCUUCCCUUUUGCAUCGAAAAUGGAGCUACCCGCCGCGGGAGAGCACGUCUUUGCGGUGGAGAGCAUCGAGAAGAAGCGGAAUCGAAAGGGGAGGAUGGAAUACCUAGUCAAGUGGCGAGGAUGGUCUCCAAAAUAUAACACGUGGGAACCAGAAGAAAACAUUCUCGACCCGCGGCUGCUUGACGCUUUCCAGAACAGGGAGAGAUACGAGCAGCUUAUGGGAUAUCGCAAAAGAGGGCCAAAGCCAAAGCACCUGAUGGGCCAGGUCCCGUCCUUUGCCCGGAGAUCCAGCGUCCUCUCAGGCCUUCAGGAGACCACCCUGGACGAGGACAACCGGCAGCAAGUGGACCCCAUCCAGACAGUGCGCUCGCAGACCCAGCAGUACCAGCUGAACAGCAAGAAGCACCACCAGUACCAGCCCCUGCUGGCCAAGGAGAGGGAGGCCGAGCAGCAGGCCAACGGAAAGAAGAAGCUCUACUACCAGCUCAACAGCAAGAAACAUCACCACUACCAGCCUGACCCCAAGAUGUACGACAGCACCCAGUGCAUGAAGCCAAGGGAGGCCACCAAAGCUCCGGAACUGCCCACCAACCACAGCUGGAACCUGCCUCCCGCGCUGCAGCAGAAGUGGGUCCGGGACAAGGACUCUGGCUGCCUGAGCAAAGUCAAGGAUAUCACCAUGGAGCUAAAGAAGCUUCCGGCUCACCUCAACGGCCCCAGUGGCGAAUCGGAGCAGAGCAAGGCCACGGCCAAAGAGGACUCACCGCUGCUGGAGGCCGACGGUGUCAGCGACAGCAAGCUGAAGAUCGUCAAGAACAAAAACAAGAACGGACGCAUCGUCAUUGUCAUGAGCAAGUACAUGGAGAACGGCAUGCAGGCGGCGAGGAUUAAAAAUGGAGAUGUGGAAACCCUUGGCGAGCCGCAGCCGGACAAUGAUGAUGAUGCAGCAGAAAAUCAACUUGAAAAGAUGAGGCUCGUCCAGAAACUGGGUCUCACCAACGGAUUCGCGAAAGAUUGCAACAAAGGGUCUAACAGAUCUAACGUAUUUAAGUGUCCUGCUGACAAGGUCGACUCGCCCAAAAUGGGGCUUAGUGCGACAGAGCAGAAUAAACAUUUCAAUGUCAGGGGUCAGAAGGAGGCUACAGAGGAUCAGCCCCUGCAGCUGACCGACAAACCUAACCUUGCCCCUUGGCCCAUUGAGAUGGGGGUUCAUAGGACUCAGCCAGGAAAGGGCUCUUCUCCAGCCCUCAAACGUCACCUUUCGGAGGCAGACAAGGGCGAGGACCGGGGUGGCUGUAAACAGUUUCUAAACUCCCGGAGUAUCAGUAUACCCUGCACUGUGUCCUCACCUCCUCAAAGCAACUCCACGGACCAAAAUGGCCACCAUAGACACAAUGGCCAGCUGGACUACGACUUCCUGGAGUCUAACCAGGACGAGCCCAUGGACCUCAGCUGUGUGAGGUCCAGACGGGAGGCUCCAGUUCCCACAGAGACACAGGUGGCUCCUUCUGCCGAGGAAGAGAAGACUGCCGAACAGACAGAACCGCCAUUGGCUAUCACAACAGAACAUACUGUGGAGGAGGAGCCUUUUCCUUCAUUCAAGCCUUUCCUUGGGAAUAUAGUCAUCACGGAUAUUACAACAAACUGUCUCACGGUGACAUUUAAGGAAUACGUUACAGUGUAACGAAGCUGACAAAAGACAAUCUGAGGACGAGGGAUUAACAGCAACUGUGUGAAUUUGUACAAAUGUGUGUUGGAACAUAUUGGUAUUUUCAGAUGUUUGAAUGUAAAUAAGAGCCCUUAAAGUUUGCAUUAAGUGGGGUUGUGAUUCAUUUUGUUUGGGGGUUCCUAACCCUCCUAUAAUUUGCAUGUACGUAACUUUGGCUAUCAUUCUCUAAAUGAGACCCAGAGUUUUUGUCAUACUUGACGAUGUAGGCUUCUAAUUGAGUUACAAACUACUUUAGUACAUGCUAUUUUGACACAUGGUAUCAGGGCUCAGUGAAAAAGCACUUACUCAUGUAAAUAUGAUUUACUUUUGACAAAGGCUUUAUAUCCAUUUUGGUUUACAGUCUUUGUUUCAGGUCUAUAUAUUGAGAAAGAAAAAGUCUAUGUAUUGAUUAUUGGUAAAUGACACCCUCUUUCAGUUUAUUUGCCUGCUUGUGGUGUGUGUGUGUGUGUGUGUGUGUGUGUGUCUGUGCGUUCAUGUGUAGCGACGUUGCAAAAUGACGGGCUGUGUGUGCGCAUGUACAGUACCAGACAAACAUUUGGACACACCUACUCACACAAGGGUUUUUAUUUCUUUUCUUUUUUUUUACUAUUCUCUACAUUGUAGAGUAAUAGUGAAGACGUCAACACUAUGAAAUAACACAUGUGGAAUCAUGUAGUAACCCCAAAAAAGUGUUUUAUAUAUUAGAUUUUAGAUUCAUCAAAGUACCCAACCUUUUGCUUUGAUGACAGCUUUGCACACUCGUGGCAUUCUCUCAACCAGCUUCAUGAGGAAUGAUUUUCCAACAGUCUUGAAGAUGUUCCCACAUAUUCUGAGCUUUUCCUCCACUCUGGGGUCCAACUCAUCCCAACCCAUCUCAAUUGGGUUGAGGUCAGGUGAUUGUGUAGGCCAGGUCAUCAUUCUUGGUCCAAUAGCCCUUACACAGCCUGGAGGUGUGUUUUGGGUCAUUGUCCUGUUCAAAAACAAAUUAUAGUCCCACUAAGCGCAAACCAGAUGGGAUGGCGUAUUGCUGCCGAAUGUUGUGGUAGCUUUGAAUUCUAAAUAAAUAACUGACACUGUCACCAGCAAAGCACCAUCACACCUCCUCCAUGCUUCACGGUGGGAGCCACACAUGCGGAGAGCAUCUUCACCUACUCUGCGUCUCACAAAGACACGGCAGUUGGAACUAAAAAUCUCAAAUUUGGACUCAUCAGACCAAAGGACCGAUUUCCACCGGUCUAAUGUCCAUUGCUCGUGUGUCUUGGCCCAAGCAAGUCUCUUCUUCUUAUUGGUGUUCUUUAUCAGUAGUUUCUUUGCAGCAAUUUCACCAUGAAGACCUGAUUCACACAGUCUCAUCUGAACAGUUGAUGUUGAAAUGUGUCUGUUACUCGAACUCUGUGAAGCAUUUAUUUGGGCUGCAAUUUCUGAGGCUGGUAACUCUAAUGAACUUAUCCUCUGCAGCAGAGGUAACUAUUUGUGGCGGUCCUCGUGAGAGUCAGUUUCAUCAUAGCGCUUGAUGGUUUUUGCGACUGAACUUAAAGAAACUUUCAAUGUUCUUGGCUGACCUUCAUGUCUUAAAGUAAUGAUGGACUGUCAUUUCUCUUUGCUCAUUUGAGCUGUUCUUGCCAUAAUUUGGACUUGGUCUUUUACCAAAUAGGGCUAUCUUCUGUAUACCAACCCUACCUUGUCACAACACAACUGAUUGGCUCAAACGCAUUAAGAAGGAAAGAAGUUCCACAAAUGAACUUUUAACAAGGCACACCUAUUAAUUGAAAUGCAAUCCAGGUGGCUACCUCAUGAAGCUGGUUGAGAGAAUGCCAAGAGUGUGCAAAGCUGGGGUGGCUACCUUGAAGAAUCUCAAAAGAAAAUAUAUUUUGAUUUGAUUAACACUUUUUUGGUUACUACAUGAUUCCAUAUGUGUUAUUUAAUAGUUUUGAUAUCUUCACUAUUAUUCUACAAUGUAGAAAAUAGUUCAAAUAAAGAAAAGCCAUAGAAAAAGAAGGUGUGUCCAAACUUUUGACUGGUACUGUAUGUGUGUGUGUGUGUUUGCAAGAUGGACAGAUUCAAACUAGGAAGGUAGAAGUCUGUUGCUUGGACAGAUCAUGCCACAUGAGACGACAGGGAGAGCCAAACAAACAGGGCCUCCCGGGUCAAACUGCACAAGUCAAUGAAGGACCUUGGAGUUAACAUGUACUUUGCACUGUUGUAGGCUGGCUGAAGGGGGUGAAUGGCUGCUGCGAAGGGGAUGGCCUUAGCCUCUUAUCUGAGGGUAACGUUUAGGAAGAUAGAUAUUACUGGUUUCAAUUAUUGUAAAUAUGUGAAAUACCCACUGAUAUCAUUCAUUCCCUGUAGCUCUGUAACAAUGUGGCAUUUUAGAUAUCAAUUCAAGUCCCAUUGGCCUAGUUCUUUCUUCAAGACCCAUAACAUGGAUACUAUUCAUUUUAAAACAACUCUAUGUUUAUAAUUGAUCCUAUUUAUUGUAGCUAUUCACUAUUAAUGUGAAACAUGAAGGGAAGUUGGAAAUGAUUUAUGUAGUAUUCAUUUUUUGAAGGUCGUGUAGGCCAACUAACAAUCACAUUCAUCCCUGCCGUUUUGUUGGAACUAAUGAUGACUUCCCCUACAUGUCAUAUUCAGAAUGUAAACUACAGUUAACACAGGUGGCCUUUCCUGUUCAAUGCAUUUAAGGAAAUGUCCGGCUACUCUUUUAUUCACCCUGUUUUCUUCACUCUCUGUUAUAACUAGAAGUACAGAAGUAAUUAUGAAUCCCUGUUCUCAUGGCCUACACUCUAAUGCUAAUGCGUUUGAUAGGCUUGUGGCCUUUUGUGGGCGUGUACCACUGUUAAUGUUUCAAUGGCAUUCAGUGUUUUCAUUGCAAGGGCAAGGUAUAUGGUAUCCUAGGCUAGUCUAUUGCCUAUAUUGGUAUCAUCAAAAAACAUGAGUUCAUGGGACCUUCUCAAUGUUCUGUUUGAAACCCCUUUUCAACACUUGGUUUUAUCAAAUAUGCAGUGUAACUGCUUUAAGAGGGACUUUGUUGUUCAUGUGAGCAGACUAAACUGAAAAGGCUUCUCCUGAUGUGUUUGGCAAGAAUAAAAUGGUAAGAAAGUUA